GUUCCGGGAGGGGGGGCACCUCUGGGCCAGCGCCGCAGCCUCGCCAAGCGGGGCCCCGCCGCAGCCAGGAAGGGCAGGGCGGGCACGGGGCGGGGAGCCGAGCGCUGGGCUCGGACACCUCCUGCUGCCCUCGCCCCGGUCAGGGCAUCCCCGAGGGUGUGCGGGGGCCGCCCUCUUUGCCGGGGACCGCUCCGCGGCUCCGUGCCCGUCUCCAGCCCUGCCUAUACCCGAACCUCUCGCCUCCACCCUGCCCCGCUUCCCUUCUCGCCACUCCGCAGUGCCACUCGGCUUGGAUACCUCUGUCCAGGGCCCAUGCUGUGCUUUUUCCUUGUUACAGAGCUGUCAUAAACAGUUUAGCGCUGAAAACGGCUUAUUUCAACAUACAGCCCCUGUCGCUGUCUCUGCGCUGUCGGCAGCUCUUUCCCUCGCACCUAGGUGGCUUUGGAGGAGUUUUUCAGACUGAAAGAUCUGUGUAUUGACACGCUGAGAGAGACAACUCUGUUUCAGUGAUAAAUGAGUUUCAGAAGAGUUGUAAAUUCAAGCUGCAACUCUCUUGAAUUUGGAGGACUCCCUCUCCAUCCACUUUCCACCUGGCAAGACUUGCAUAGCUUUCAGAAGAAGCAGGAGCAAUUAAAUUUAGAGUUUUUUUGGCAAAGAAGUGAGAACUCAAGAAAAUGACUCUCAUUAUUUUUUUUGUAAUGUUGAUCACGGAAUCUGCCACUGAGAAGCUGUGUCCCCUUCGUGCCUCCAUUGAUGUUCUAGAAGGGGAAUAUUUUUUCCUUUGUUAUCUUGGGUCAAGACAAGAACAUUUUCAGGAAGAAGCGUGCACAAUAACCUGGUACAAAGAAAGUGCUGGAAAGCAGCAAUUGAUAAAGGAAACACACAGAAUUGUUUCACAAAAGAAUUUUUUGGAGUUUUGGCCAGCUGAACUCAGUGACUCUGGGAAUUAUUCUGUCAUUCACAGCAAUGGAAAACAAAAUUUCACAGUUCAAAAGUGGACCUUGAACGUACUUGAAAUAAAUAAAAGCAGCUGUUUCAAUGAAAAUCAUUUAACUACAGAAAUUAAAAGUGCUGGAACUGGUCAUUCACUGAAAUGCAAUGAUUUGUCUGUCUAUGAAAAUGACAGUGUAACAUGGUACAAGGACUGUAAGAAUUAUGAACAUGCAACAGAGAGGGAACUAAAUUUUAGAACCUUAACAGUACAGAACUCUGGGAUAUAUACCUGUAAAAUUUUAAUCAGUCAUGAAGGAAAGAUAUACCACAGCACAAAUACAAUUAAACUUGUAGUAGAAGAAGAUGCAUCAGAGGCUGUCACUUUGGAGAUAGUUGGACAUCAUGAAGAAAUUGAAACAGAAAUAGGUAAAGAGGAGAUACUCAAUUGCACAGGUUUCUUGGGUUAUUAUAUGCAAGAAGAUGCCAGUCUCUACUGGUUAAUUAACCAAACAUUUCCAGAACCAUGCACAGGUAUCCCUGAGAAUGAACCUUCAAUAUGUGAAGAAGAACUCAAAAAACUACAGUUGGGAAACAAGUUCUAUAUUACAAGGCUACUACGGAUCAAAAAAAUAAGAGAGAAGGACUUGCAUCAUAAUUUCACCUGCAUGUUGCAAGCUGAUGAAAGCACACAGAUAAGAAUAGUAAAACUGAAGACAGGGAAGACUCAAGACCUGCCUGUGCACAUAUUUACCACUGGAAUGGUCCUUGCUCUGCUAUUUCCAUUUGUUGCUGUAGCUGUGGUGUUUGUGUUUGUGAUAUUUAGGGUCGACUUUGUUCUAUUUUACAGAUAUGUAUGCAGGAGAGAUGAUACUGCUGGAGAUGGAAAAGAAUAUGAUGCAUUUGUGUCUUACCUGAAAGACUGUGUCUCUCCUAUUGAUGAAGAGAGAGAAUUUGCUUUGAAGAUACUGCCCAUGAUAUUAGAAGAAAACUUUGGGUACAAGUUAUGUAUAUUUGAGAGGGACAUAUUCCCCGGAGGAGCAUUUGUUGAUGAUAUCCAUUCAUUCAUUGAUAAAAGCAGAAGAUUAAUCAUUAUACUGAGCCAGAACUACGUUUCUGACAGAGCCAUAUACGAACUUGAGAGUGGACUGCAUAAAGCUCUAGUUGAAAGGAAAACUAAGAUCAUAUUAAUUGAAUAUAUGCCUAUAAGUGACUACAAUUUCUUGCCAGAAUCACUGUCACUUUUACCAUCAAGGAGGGUGGUGAAGUGGAAAAAAGAGAAAUCUCUUCCUGUGAAUUCCAGAUUUUGGAAGAACCUUCGGUACCUGAUGCCAGCAAAGCCUAUCAAGAUAAAGACCAAAGGGCACUAUAAUAAUCUUGACCUAGGCUCAGAAGCUGCCCGACCCUGGAUUGAGGGCUGUGACUUUAAUGCAAUUAUAUAACAAUUCUGGAGAAAGAAGGUGUAGCAGAAAACAAUAUGUUUUGUUAAUUAAUAAAAUGAAAUAAAUGAAUAUUUUGGGUAAUAAUGUUGAUUGAGAGGCCAGCUCUGAGAUCUGAGGAGAAUGCAGAAGUUACUGCAGUGGGCAGGAUGAUGUUAACCCCAAUUGCUAAAUCCUAUCUCAGAGAAGGUUUCCUCAGCAAUCUGUGCAAGGAGCAGAAGUUUCAUUCCGCUUAGGACCUGAAACAUGGCGUGAAGCACAAUGAAAAACAUUUUUAUUUCACAGUUUUCAGUGAUGGAGAAUGAUAUUAUUUUUACUUGCAUAUACUUUUUAGGCCCUUCAAUAAAUAAAUCAGUACUUGCAAUCUCCUAUUAUUA
Molecule: messenger RNA, 2746 nt
Organism: Cyanistes caeruleus (blue tit)
Lineage: Eukaryota; Metazoa; Chordata; Aves; Passeriformes; Paridae
Gene: IL18R1
Product: interleukin 18 receptor 1
Biological process (GO): interleukin-18-mediated signaling pathway; positive regulation of type II interferon production
Molecular function (GO): interleukin-18 binding; interleukin-1 receptor activity; interleukin-18 receptor activity
Source: RefSeq, a predicted model, not a curated record